Messenger RNA from Hemibagrus wyckioides, 1652 nucleotides. RefSeq names its product SRSF protein kinase 3. Gene Ontology annotation, biological process: spliceosomal complex assembly; protein phosphorylation; regulation of mRNA processing. The record is from RefSeq and is a predicted model, not a curated record. The coding region runs from base 63 to 1202 and encodes 379 amino acids. The transcript is spliced from 12 exons. Gene Ontology annotation, molecular function: protein kinase activity; ATP binding. Lineage: Eukaryota; Metazoa; Chordata; Actinopteri; Siluriformes; Bagridae.
CAGGGACAAAUCCACAGCACACAGCAAAGUCUCUGUAAGAAACUAACUUCAAAGCCACCAGCAUGCAGAGCAGCAGCAGCAGCAGCCAGUGCUUUCACAUAUCCAACAAAACAGCUCCAUACUUUGGUGAGAGAAACAAUGAUAAAACAGAAGAAGAGGAGGAUCCCAAAGAAUAUUGCAAUGGAGGUUACCAUCCUGUACAUGUGGGCGAUGUUUUUAACAAGAGGUAUAAGGUUCUAUCCAAGCUGGGGUGGGGCUACUUCGCUACUGUGUGGCUCUGUGUGGACCUCAGGUCUGGAAGGUAUGUAGCAGUGAAGGUCCUAAAAAGUGGAUCCGGUUUCACACAGGCUGGCCAAGACGAGUUAUCACUGCUGCGCUGUGCCAGCAGUCCCACAGUCUGCCACCCACUGAGAGGACGCAUCGUGCAGUUGCUGGACGAGUUCAAAAUAGCCGGUGUUAAUGGCAUCCAUGUGUGUCUGGUACUGGAGUUGCUGGGUCCAGAUCUGCGCUGUUGGCAGGUGUGUUUUGGAAAACCUGGCCUCUCACUUGCAUGCGUCAGAAGAAUAAUCACUCAGGUGCUUGAGGGUCUUGACUAUCUGCACACACACUGUAAGAUCAUCCAUGCAGACAUCAAGCCUGAGAACGUUCUUCUCUGUCUGGGGCAGCAGCCUCUUGCACACACAACACACAUAAAUCCUGAGAAUGUUUCGGUGAAAAUCACAGACCUGGGUAGUUCCUGCUGGGUGUACAAACACUUCUGUGAGGAGAUCCAAACCCAGCAGUAUCGUGCUCUAGAAGUUCUGCUUGGUUCUGAAUAUGGGCCCCCUGCUGAUAUCUGGAGUGUAGCCUGCAUGGCUUUUGAGCUUGCCACUGGCGACCCUUUAUUUGAGCCCAGAACUGGAAGACAUUUCUCUUUGGAAGAAGACCAUCUAGCACAUAUCAUUGAGCUCCUGGGAACGAUCCCUGCAUCAGUCGCUCUGUCUGGAAAAUAUUCUUCAAAGUACUUCAGUAGCAAUGGAGAUCUGCAGAGAAUUCCUGCCCUUCGUCCAUGGGGGUUGUAUGAAGUUCUAAUAGAGAAAUAUCACUUCCGUCUUCAAGAGGCAACUCUCUUCUCUGACCUUCUGCUCCGAAUGCUGGCCUUCCUGCCAGAGCAGAGGAUGACAGCAACUCAGUGCCUCAAACACCCAUGGCUGAAACUGUGACCUUACAUUCCCUUUUGACUUUUCAAUCCCUUAAAAUGUUUGAGCUUUUAUAUGUUGAUGGGGUAAAUAUUUUGCACUGCAAUGUUUGGUGUUUAAAACUCCUUCACUUAAAAAUCUUCAUCAUAUAAUGACAAUAUAGACAGUGAGAUUUUUGUAUUCUGGUGCAGGGAACAAGGACUAUUCAAAUAAAUGACAGAAUGUCGGAUAAAAAUGAGCCAUAUAGACGUUACACCUUUUUUACAGAGUUAAGAAUAAAUGUCCAUAUAUAAAGGUUUUAGGUUUCACAAGAUACUGCAUAUCUUUUGCAAUCAAUGGCUGUCUAGUUAUUUUAAUAAAGUGAAAUCAUGCAUUUCAAUAAAUAUUGUUUGUGUGUGUGUGUGUGUAUUCCUUCUUCCUGAAUUGUGGGCACCAACCACUGGCAACUUGAACAAACCAUAGCUCACACCCCUC